AUGCCUACCCAAAAGAAGAAAAAAGCGAACGAAACCAGUGAGGCUAAAUCAACCGCCGACAUCAAACAAGAGCCGGAAGAGUUGAAACCACUCAGCGCGUACGUCGACGACCGGCUGGAGCUUAUACGGCAAGUGUUUUCCUGCGUAAAACCGAAAGAGAUCAAGUAUCUUCUGCCGGACUUUCUGGAGGGUAAAUCGAACGACGUUAUAAAGGAACGUUGCUUGGACGAACUGCUCGGCAUCUCGACCAAGCGGCUACACUCAAUUAUCAACAAUACCAAAUGUCCUACGGACACGGAAUCGUCAUCCGAGGGGUCAGAUGUGGAGAAGAUUGAAGAACACAUUUCGUUGGAUGAAAUUUCUUCCGAUUCCGAUGUUGACUCAAAGCGUGUUUCCAAGCGGAGCAAGAAAGUUGAUAACAGCAAACAAGCCGAUGAAAAGAAUGGUGAACCAAAAUCGGAAAAGGAGAUGACCGUAUUGGAGCUACUGGAACUGCAAGCUCGUGCUCGUGCAAUUCGUUCGCAGCUGGCCUUGGAGCCGGUAACCAAAAUAGAAAUCGAAUCCGAGCAUGAAGGAGAGGACGGUCGCCAUGGUGACGUCGACACCGAUGACGAGUCGAAGCAGCCAACGAGGAUGCGCACCACUUCAAAAACAUCAGAAUCGACGAAAAAUGGCAAUGAUAUAAAGAAUGAAAACAAUGCCCAACAACAAACAAAACGAGUGCGAUUGAAACGAAACUUCCGCAUCCGGAAGGUAGGCGAUGAAGAUGAUGAUGAGCAAGAGGUGUCAAGCAAUCCGCCCGAUAAUGGUCGGGAAAAAUCCACCGAACAAGCGGUUGAGGAUGCUGAACCAGAAGCAGUUGCUCCGGAAAACACACAAGAGGAAGAAAAAUCUAUCGAAACGGUAACAUUAAAAGAAGCUGAAAAAUCUUCGGAAAAAGAAAGUUCCCCGAUAGAACAAGAAACGGAAAGUACUGCAGAUGAAGCAAACGUCGGUACACAGUCGGUAAACGUACAGGACGCUAGUGAUACAAUUGAAAAGGAGAAUGUUCCGGAUUCUGGUAGCCUCCGUCCGGAUGAAGACGAAAAACGUGAAAGCUCGCCGGAAGUUAUACCUGUGGAAGCUAGCCCGGAAACUUUGUGCAUCUCGUCGGACUCCGAAGAAGAGCGGCUGGCCAAGGAACGUGCAUCGAUUUUCGUCCCCAACAUCGAGGAACUGGACCGUCAGGCAAAGAAAGUGCCAACACCAGAACCGGAAAAGCCAGCUGAAGAUACGGAACCGGAGGAAGGUGAAAUUUCGGAGGAGGAACAAGAACCAGCACUGGUAGAACCGAUUACUGAACAGGUGAGUGAUCCGACUGGACAAACCGAAGAGCCAGAAGAAACAACGCGACCGGAUACGGUACAUGCCGAGACCAUUGAAGAUGGUCAAAAGGAAAAGGAACAAUCUGAAGGAAAUGUGUUACAAGCUGAAACGGUGGAAAAGGACAAAGAUGCACAAGAGACAGAAAUACAAACGUUAUCCUCGAGCAGCGAUGAGUCCGAUGGGUCUGGCAGUGGAAGUUCGUCCGAUAGCUCCACGGAGGCUGACGAUGAAGAGGCCAAAGGUGAACCAACCAAGUUAGACAACUCUGCUCACGACGAUGAGGACAUAGUGGAGAUACACGAUUCUGGUGAUGAAAAUUUGCUACUGGAGGAUAAACCUCCAGAGGAGGAAGCAAAGUCCUGGAAUACGCGCUGGUUGAAGAGUAGCCGCGUGGCCAAGGUAAUGGCCGCAUCCCGUCUAGGCAAUAAAGUUCGCGAAAAGUUGAAGAAAAAGAAACAAAUACAGCUUGCAGCUGAGCAACAGCAGCAGCAGCAGCAACAAGAACCGCUAGUGGAUAGUCCAGAUGUUUCGCAGCCAUCGCCGAAGAUGGGCGAAACGGUUGUUGGGGAAUUGCCUCCGAACAUAGAACUCGGUUCCGUAGAGCAUUACCGGGAAUUGGUUGCACAGCAAGAAAGUAAACAAGACUAG
Anopheles marshallii is the source of this 2013-nucleotide messenger RNA. Its product is annotated as neurofilament medium polypeptide. The coding region runs from base 1 to 2013 and encodes 670 amino acids. The record is from RefSeq and is a predicted model, not a curated record. NCBI's taxonomy places the organism in Eukaryota, Metazoa, Arthropoda, Insecta, Diptera, Culicidae. The transcript is spliced from 4 exons.